AUGCAUGAAGGGGUUGUUUUUGUGCUAUCUGGGUUUGUUAACCCAGAGAGGAGUAUGUUGCGGUCACAAGCACUGGAAAUGGGAGCUGAGUAUCAACCUGACUGGAGUUCAGAUUGCACACUGUUGGUUUGUGCUUUUCCAAAUACUCCGAAGUACCGGCAAGUUCAAACUGAUUGUGGAACAAUUGUUUCAAAGGAAUGGAUAUCAGAAUGUUAUACCCAAAAGAAGCUUGUUGAUAUUGAACAAUACCUAAUGCAUGCUGGAAAACCAUGGCGGAAAAGCAUUAUUUCCAAUUAUACUGGGGAAGAUAAAAAAGGAUCCCCUCCUGAAACAUCUCAGAAGCAAGUUAAUAAAGAAACAGAAGCAAAGUCAACAGUUGUAUCCUUGAAGCAGAGCAGAGCUUCCAAUCUUGUUAAAGAUUGGUUUUCCGUUCCUGAGAUGAAGAAAUGGGCUAUAGAGGAUCUGAAUAAAACUAUCUCAUGGCUUGAAAGUCAAGAGGAGAAGGUAACUGGCAUUUGUUCGCUUUGUCAUUUCACAAAGCGUGAUGUUUGUCUUGUAACGGAGCAGUGGAACUUCAUUCCUCGCAUAGUUGAGGAGCUUGUAAGGAUUGAGAGUACCAAAAAUGAUUCAACCUCACUCUCGAAGGAAGAUCUUUGCAAACAAGCUAAGGCAUGCAAGAAAAUAUACAAGGAGGAACUGAGCAAGUUAGGUGAUGGUUCACCUGCCAGGAAGAAAAAGCCAAAAACCGAUGAAAGCAGAAACAAUGGAAGAAAUAAAACCAUCUCCAAGGAUGCAGCAGGAUAUGACAGUGAUGAAACAAUUGAAAUGACCGAAGAAGAAACUAACAUUGCAGACAAAACUAUGGCGUCAAAAUUUGUAAAUUACAAAUGAUUUUGGAGCAGAAUCUUGCUGCUGGUCUAAAGGGUUUAGGCAAGCGCAAGGAAGAUCCAGAGAAGACAUUUUAGAGAGGAAGAGUCUCCUGCGCACGAGUAACUUCAUUCACAGGUCAAGUAGUGUGUUUUAUUUGCAAGGACACUGCUGAAAUUCUCCUGUAUGGAUUAAAUUUAUCUUGAACACCAGAGAAACUGAUUACAAAGUUACCUCUGGAAACAGCUUUAAGUAAUACCACCCUCUUUUCAUGGAAAUCAUUUAGGAAAUUGAUCUGGAUUUCAAUUUGUAGCUCAUUAACUUGGUUUCUUCUAGUAACGAUUGAAAUAAUUAUUUUGAAUAAAGGAAGAUAAUGAAAGUUA
Carica papaya (papaya) is the source of this 1250-nucleotide messenger RNA. The record is from RefSeq and is a predicted model, not a curated record. Lineage: Eukaryota; Viridiplantae; Streptophyta; Magnoliopsida; Brassicales; Caricaceae.